UGCUUGGUGUUCACUAUAUUUUUACUGCCUUAAACCACUUCACCAAUCCAGUUUUGACCAAAAUGUAAGAGAAGAAAACACAAGCGAGGGGCGCUUCUGGAGGCGCACAGUCGCAGAGCGAUCAGGUUGAGUCUAUAAGGUUCUCAUGUCCUGUUUAAGAGCGCGAGCGGAGCGCGAAAGUCUAUCAUUACUGAACAAAGCGUUCGGAAGACUACAAAUCCAGUACUAGAGAUGGCAGAAACCGCCCCAGCUGCAGCCGCCCCGCCGGCCAAAGCGCCUAAGAAGAAGUCCGCCGCUAAAGCCAAGAAAGCAGGUCCAUCUGUCGGUGAUCUGAUCGUUAAAGCCGUGUCCGCAUCCAAGGAGAGGAGCGGCGUGUCUCUCGCUGCUCUGAAGAAAGCUCUCGCCGCCGGCGGCUACGACGUGGAGAAGAAAAACUCCCGCAUCAAGCUCGCCAUCAAGAGCCUGGUGACUAAAGGCAUCCUGCUGCAGGUCAAAGGAACCGGCGCCUCCGGAUCUUUCAAGAUCAGCAAGAAGGAGACCGAGACCAAGAAGAAGCCGGCGAAGAAAGCGGCUCCUAAAGCCAAGAAGCCCGCGGCCAAGAAACCCGCUGCUGCCAAGAAGCCCAAGAGCGCAGCGGCAAAGAAGCCCGCCGCUAAGAAAUCCCCCAAGAAGGCCAAGAAACCCGCUGCCGCCCCCAAGAAGGCCACGAAGAGCCCCAAGAAGGCGAAGAAGCCCGCGGCGCCCAAGAAAGCAGCCAAGAGCCCCAAAAAGACCAAGGCCGCCAAACCCAAGACAGCGAAGCCUAAAGCUGCCAAGCCUAAAAAGGCAGCUCCCAAGAAGAAGUAAAAACUUGCUGUUUUAUUCCCCAACGGCUCUUUUCAGAGCCACCCACAAACUCGAAAGAAAGAGCAAAACUAUAUCUGCACUUUGUGGAAAGUGAAUUAUGAGAAGUGUAUGUGAGGUUUCCUUGACUCACAAAUCUUUACACCUCGACUGCAUUUAGAAAAGCCAGAGUUUUUAUGGUUAUUAUAUUAAAAGCUUUAAUGAAUCAUUGAUCUUAACUUAGUUAUGUUACAAAAGCAUUUAUUAGAGGUUUUUGCCUUGACAUUUUUUUUUAAAUACUUUAUAACACACUGACUGUCGUCGGUCAUGUUGCUUCCAGAGCUGCCCACU
Carassius gibelio (silver crucian carp) is the source of this 1173-nucleotide messenger RNA. Its product is annotated as histone H1-like. Gene Ontology annotation, molecular function: structural constituent of chromatin; DNA binding. The coding region runs from base 232 to 846 and encodes 204 amino acids. The transcript has a single exon. Gene Ontology annotation, cellular component: nucleosome. NCBI's taxonomy places the organism in Eukaryota, Metazoa, Chordata, Actinopteri, Cypriniformes, Cyprinidae. The record is from RefSeq and is a predicted model, not a curated record. Gene Ontology annotation, biological process: nucleosome assembly.